CGGUGCAAUGCACAUGCGCAACGGUGUGUUGUUGUCGGCGGCGGUAAGAUGGCGGCGCUCGGGGACGCAUCAGCUCCGGGGCUGAACGGGUUAAUACAGCAAUUUACUGCCAUAACGGGGGCCACUGAAAGUGUGGGGAAGCACAUGUUGGAGGCCUGUGACAAUAACUUGGAGAUGGCAGUGACCAUGUUCUUGGACGGAGGGGGGAUCGCAGAGGAGCCCAGCACCAGCUCCAGCUCAGCAGGGGCUUCCAGCAGCAGACUCCCCCUGCCAGAGGACGAGGUACGGGCGCCCAUCCCACAGAAACAGGACAUCCUGGUGGAGCCAGAGCCCCUGUUUGGAGUGCCAAAGAGGAGGAGGCCGGCAAGGUCCAUAUUCGACGGCUUUCGGGAUUUUCAGACAGAAACAAUUCGGCAGGAGCAGGAGCUGCGGAACGGCAGUGCGGUGGAUAAGAAGCUGAGCACGUUGGCUGACCUCUUCCGCCCCCCAAUCGAGCUCAUGCACAAAGGCAGCUUCGAGACGGCGAAGGACUGUGGGCAGCUGGAUAACAAGUGGCUGAUGAUAAACAUCCAGAAUGUGCAGGACUUCUCCUGCCAGUGUCUCAACAGAGACGUGUGGAGCAACAACGCCGUCAGAACCAUCAUAAGAGAGCACUUCAUCUUCUGGCAGGUGUACCACGACAGCGAGGAGGGACAGAGGUAUAUCCAGUUCUACAAACUGAAUAAGUUCCCCUACAUCUCCAUACUGGACCCACGGACAGGGCAGAAGAUGGUGGAGUGGAACCAGCUGGACGUGUCGUCCUUCCUGGAGCAGGUUUCGGGGUUCCUGAGCGAGCACGGGCAGCUCGACGGGCUGUCCAGCCGACCCCCGCCCGCCAAACGAGCACGCUCCGAGAGUUUGAUUGACGCGAGCGAGGACAGCCAGCUGGAGGCGGCCAUCCGGGCGUCGCUGCAGGAGACGCACUACGAGUCCAACCCGGACGGCGGGGAGUCCCGCUCGGAGGACGACUCCGAGGCCGAGCCCUUCUCCGACAGCGAGGGGCUGAUCUCGGUCGACGGCUCGGACGACGAGGGCGGCGAGGGCCCCUCCGCCGGCCCCGCCCCCCCGCCGCAGCCCGCCCCGCCCCCCCGGCCCGACAGCCCCGCCCGGCACAGGAGGUCGCCGCACCGGGAGUCCUGCCACAGGAAGGAGGAGACCAAGAAGAACCACCUGGAGCCGUGCGAGAGGCCGCGGCCGGACCACGGCCACGGGGAGAACCACCGGUCCGCCGCCCCGCAGGCCCACAACUCCGGCCCCGGGCCCUCCGAGGCCGACCAGCCCGCCGACCCGGACCAGCCCGACGACAACGGUCCCAAGGCGCAGCUGAUGCUCCGGUACCCUGACGGCCAGAGGGAGCAGAUCACCAUGUCCACUCAGGCCAAGCUCAUGGCCCUGGUGAAGCACGUGCAGGCGAAAGGCUACCCCAACGAACGCUUUGAACUGGUCACCAAUUUUCCCCGACGGAAGCUCUCGCACUUGGACUAUGACAUCACACUGCAUGAGGCGGGGCUCUGUCCACAGGAGACUGUCUUUGUGCAGGAGAGAAAUUAGGGCCUCGGCCCCAACCUCCACCCCCUCCACCUCCCUAUACUCCUCCUCCACCUCCUCUUUCUCCACAACUCUGGACCGGACCUGGGGAAAGAUGUGCAGACCACAGCCCCCUUCCUCCAUCCUCUGUCUGGGAAAAAAAAAAAAAAAAAAAAAAAACAACCCUGCCCCCCCCCCGCCCCCCCUAAAUCUGUGUUCUCACCGGCCGCCGGUUUCCGUCUUAACAGGUGGCCCCUCGUGGUUUUAAUUCGCCGCGCGCUCAACGCAGUCCGCCCUGGUUGGUUCAGACGCGCCGCGAUGCGCUAACGCGGCGGCCCGUCUGGUUGAAGUUGACUGACCGUCGAGCUGAAAUGUGCAGAUCGUGUGCAGAGGGUCGUGUACGUUUCAAGUCGCGCGUCCUCCCCUGUCCACCCCUGUGUUGCAGGGAAUUCCAACAUGUAAGGACAUUUAUUUUCAGGCCUUUUUUUUAAGCUGUUCUCAAAUAACCCAUCAUCAUCGUUUUGUUGUUGUUGUUAUUAUUAUUAUUAUUAUUUUUUUGUCCAUCUCCACUUUAUUUUUGUUAAAUUUGUAAAUGACAUUGUGUCAGGAAGAGUUAAGUUAACUUUUUUUUUUUUUUUUUUCUUUUUUUUUUUUUGGUGAUUGGUGCUCCGCUAAGCAUCCCACCAACUAGCUGUGACUCGGUUGCCCCGACGACGGGGGUGGUUGUCACGGUGACGCUGGUUCACCUUGGAAACCAGCAGGGGUGGGGCUAUCGCAGAGAAUGUGUUCAGAUCUGUACUGCAGAGGUAUGGUGUAGAUCCAGGUGUAGUCAUAGUCAAUCGCUUUAUUUUUCUCUUUUUUUUUUUUUUAUAUACUGCCCCAUUUACAAAAAAAAGUUGUUGAUGCUGAAAUAUAUACAUCAAAACAGAG
This is a messenger RNA of Conger conger (European conger), 2496 nucleotides long. It is a transcript of the gene ubxn7, whose product is annotated as UBX domain protein 7. Lineage: Eukaryota; Metazoa; Chordata; Actinopteri; Anguilliformes; Congridae. Gene Ontology annotation, cellular component: nucleus. Bases 49 to 1590 code for a protein of 513 amino acids. The transcript is spliced from 11 exons. Gene Ontology annotation, biological process: proteasome-mediated ubiquitin-dependent protein catabolic process. Gene Ontology annotation, molecular function: ubiquitin binding. The record is from RefSeq and is a predicted model, not a curated record.